Molecule: messenger RNA, 1305 nt
Organism: Meriones unguiculatus (Mongolian gerbil)
Lineage: Eukaryota; Metazoa; Chordata; Mammalia; Rodentia; Muridae
Gene: Cpa2
Product: carboxypeptidase A2
Exons: 11
Coding region: 1-1254 (417 amino acids)
Biological process (GO): proteolysis
Molecular function (GO): metallocarboxypeptidase activity; zinc ion binding
Source: RefSeq, a predicted model, not a curated record
AUGAGGUUGACCCUGUUGUUGGUUGCCCUAUUUGGGUAUGUCUACUGUCGAGAAACAUUUGUGGGAGAUCAAGUUCUUGAGGUCAUCCCAAAUGAUGAAGAUCAAAUUAAAACUCUGAUCCAAUUGGAGGCUCAAGAGCAUCUUCAGCUUGACUUUUGGAAAUCACCCACCACCCCCAAACAGUCAGUCCAUGUCCGAGUUCCUUUUGCCAGCAUCCAGGCAGUCAAAGUUUUCCUGGAGGCCCAGCGGAUGGCAUACUCCAUCAUGAUUGCAGACGUUCAAGUUCUGCUGGAUCAAGAGCGCGAAGAAAUGCUAUCCAAUCAGCAAAGAGAGCGUGGCGGGAGCUUCAACUUUGGGGCCUACCAUACUCUGGAAGAGAUUUACCGAGAAAUGGAUAACCUCGUGGCCGAGAACCCUGGCCUCGUGAGCAAAGUGAAUAUCGGCUCCUCCUUUGAAAACCGGCCCCUGAGCGUGCUCAAGUUCAGCACGGGCGGAGACAAGCCAGCCAUCUGGCUUGACGCGGGCAUCCAUGCUAGAGAGUGGGUCACGCAAGCCACUGCGCUGUGGACAGCAAAUAAGAUUGCUUCCGAUUACGGAACAGAUGCCGCCAUCACAUCCCUUUUGGGGACCAUGGACAUCUUCCUGCUGCCUGUCACAAACCCUGAUGGGUACGUGUUCUCCCAAACCACUAAUCGGAUGUGGCGAAAGACCCGAUCUAGAGUGUCGGGGAGCGUCUGCCUGGGCGUGGAUCCUAACCGGAACUGGGAUGCAAAUUUCGGAGGACCUGGAGCCAGUAGCAACCCUUGCUCUGAUUCAUACCAUGGGCCCAAGCCUAACUCUGAAGUUGAGGUAAAAGCCAUCGUGGACUUCAUCAAGAGCCAUGGGAAAGUCAAGGCUUUCAUUACCCUGCACAGCUACUCCCAACUGCUCAUGUUCCCCUACGGCUAUAAGUGUGCCAAGCCAGAUAACUUUGCCGAGCUGGAUGAACUGGCCCAAAAGGCUGCUCAGUCUUUGAAAAGAUUGCACGGCACCAGCUAUAAAGUGGGACCAAUCUGUUCAGUCAUCUACCAAGCCAGUGGUGGGAGCAUCGACUGGGCUUAUGAUUUUGGCAUCAAAUACUCAUUCGCCUUUGAACUGAGAGACACAGGCUUCUAUGGCUUCCUCCUGCCGGCCAAGCAGAUCCUGCCCACAGCAGAAGAGACCUGGCUUGGCCUGAAGACCAUCAUGGAACACGUCCGAGACCGUCCCUAUUAGGCCCUGCAGAACAGACAAACGCCAUUAAAAGCUCUGUGAAGUAAAGCAAAA